CUAGAGUGGAGCUCAGGAGAGAAAUUCUGGACUGAAUAUUUAGCCGGGACAGUCUGCACUGAGAUUCCAAUUAAAGCCAAAGUUGCAGGUGAGGCCCCCAUGAGAGAGAACAUAAAGGGAGAAGAGAAGAGGACCAAGGACAGUUUGGGGGUACAGCCAUCAUUAGGGGUGCUGCAUGAAGGAGAAAUCCAGUAAAGGAGAUGAUGAGGGAGUCAUCUGACACUGUUGGUUGGUGAAGAACCAAGAGAGAACAAGAUCCCCAGGACAGCAAAAGGAGAGAGUGUCAGAUGCCACCAAGAGAUCAAGAAUGAUGAAGAUUGAGAUGUGCAACGGCUUAGGCAGUGGAAGCACCUGCCAGGUCGGACAGAGUGCCUGAGCUACACUGCUGCCCCCUCCCUCCAGGACCCAUUGCAGCUGCCAGUGCCCCUGACCCACGGUAACCAUGUGUGACCACAAGGCCAUCGUCAGAAACGCAGACAUGUUAGAGGAGAUGCAGCAGGAGUCCAUGGAGUGUGCCACCCAGGCCCUGGAAAAGCACAGCGUCGAGAAGAACGUAGCAGCCCACGUCAAGAAGGAGUUAGAGAAGUACAGCCGCACCUGGCACUGCAUCAUGCGGAAGAACUUUGGCAGCUGCAUGAUGCACAAGGCAAAGUGCUUCAUCUACUUCUACCUGGGCCAAGCCGCCAUCCUCCUCUUCAAGUCUGCUUAGAGCAUGGCCUGUGCCUCCUGCCCCGAGAGCCAUCCAGAUCACAAGGACUGCAGCCUAAAUUCCAAAUACUAGAGACUGCGCUAUCUUCAGCGUUGCCAUGGGAACACCUCCAGUUCUAAGCCUUUAUUGUGGUGGUGGUGUUGUACGGGGCAUCCUAUGUACUAGU
Molecule: messenger RNA, 875 nt
Organism: Phascolarctos cinereus (koala)
Lineage: Eukaryota; Metazoa; Chordata; Mammalia; Diprotodontia; Phascolarctidae
Source: RefSeq, a predicted model, not a curated record